GCCCAGCUGACGCAGGUACCGAAUGCAGGCGCGCAAACUAAAGACAGACGUCUAUGCAGACGCCCUGUUCGAUCAAGUUUAGUGCGCUUAGACGAAAUCGCGCUUUUAUGUUAAGUCGUACGAAUUUUAAACGUGUGACUGUUUUUGAUGGCUGACCGCACGCCUAGAUGACAUGGAGUGUCAAAAUAGAGCGCGAAAGGCAAGCUUGCCUGCCCGGUUUGAGAAUUUCUACCUUGAAGAUGACUCCAGUGACGUGGCUGCCGAAGAAGAGUGUAGCAGUAGUGCAACGCUGCGAAAUGAAGCGGAAGAUGUUGCCAUUACCCAACCGUCAAUGCCCGCAGUGCACAAGGCCACACGUGGGAGGAAGUUCCCCUGCCAGAAGUGUGGCCGGUGCUUUGACUCUAGGCUGAAGAGGAUGAAACACCAGUUCACGCACACAGGGGCUGCAAGUAGCGCCUCAUCCCUGGACUGUGCCAAGUGCCAGCGGACAUUCUCGAGCAGGCUCGCUCUAGUCGAGCAUCAAGCAUGGCACGAGAGCCGGAUGCUCUACUCUUGCCCCACCUGUGGCCGGCAGUUUCGGCAGAACACUGGUCUGUGGCGCCACCUGAGGACACACAAACCGGACGCACCUAAGCAGCGCUACCCUUGCCCCCAGUGUGGCAAGGACUUUGCCAGACCCUACUACUUGAAGGCACACCUGGCCUCCCACGACGAGUCGUGCAAGAGCCGCUUUGUGUGCGACAUCUGCCAGCGAAGUUUUUUCCAGAGGUCAGAUCUCAGCCGCCACCAGCAGACGCACAACAGUGAGCGGCGCUUCGAGUGCAGCAUCUGCAAACGAGGGUUUUUGAAUCUUUCAAGCUUCAAGCGGCACGAAAAAGAGCAUGACUCAGCGCAGGGGACACCCUGUCCCGAGUGCGGAGCCACGUUCAAGCGGCCCUACCAGCUGAAGGAGCAUGUAGUGAGAUACCAUGGUGAUGCGGCACUUUUGAAGCUGCUCGCACUGAAAAAGAGGUUCAACCGGAGUGCAAGUGCACUCAAAAUCGACAGAAAGCAGACCUCAAAGCCUCUGUUACAACAUCACGCCGACAACGUACUACAAAGGAAUGGCCAUAACACCAUAGGUGGUGUGCAAGGUCGCCUUGAAGGUGAGAAAGAUUAUCUCCUGAGGGAAAGGUUGACAGCUCGUGUUGAUGUAGCGCCCGCAAGUGACUUGCAGAUCUGCGACAGGCCAGAAAUUAACAAGUACCCAAGUCGGCUUCAAGAGCAGCAUACGAGCAGUGGCAAGGCGACAACGGCAUCUAGUUCUAGCGGCGUACCACUGGGAGGCGGUACAACACUAUCUGAGAAGCCCACUGAACAGGCACUGACAGAAGUUGGAAGCAAUCCAGCUAGCUUGCCAACGCUGCAGGGCAACGGUUGUGCAGAAACAGGGCCUGUAGACCAAGGAGACAUCCUUCAGCGCUCACUCAGGGUUCUGCCGAUAGAAUGCAUACAAGGUGAUCUCGGCGGUGGUCUAGGCACCGAGCCUGAAACCAAUUUUGUGAGUCAUCCCGACUUUGGAAGCCAGGCUUACUACGACUGGCUGUCGGGCUUCACGUCUGCCUGCAACCUUUCCACGCUGCCUCUCGACGCGGAGAUGUUCAUAAAAGUGACCCAAGUGCUUAAGACCAUCAGUGAUGCUCUCGCGACACCAUCUGGCGUGCUCACCUGUCGUGAGAACUUCAGAGUCUUGCUUGGCAUCUUGGAGGACCUUCAAAGAGUUGUUGGAAGCCACCUCAACUUUGUGCUUGAAACAUUGCAGCCAUCGCUGCCAACAUAAGUGUCAACCAUAGUGCCUGUGCAUCGCAACUGCCAGAGUAGUGACAUUAGCACCUGUGCCGACAUUGCAUUGGGGCUUAAAAGAACCGUGUUCUUGACUCUUCAUAAUCACUGUUGCAAGCAAGGCUGACAUAAUGCUGUCUUUAAUUUUCAUACGCUUAUCCUUUCAUUUUCUCAACUCAAAGCACAGCUUGCGCCCUUCAAGCUUUGUCUUUGUCAAAUGGGCCUUCACACAUCUACCUCAUUUGACGACUUCGCACAGCAAAAUGAGCAGACUUUGGAAGAGAGCUUUCAUUCCUUAACGGGUGCAUCUAGUCAAGAAAUCAUUGUUGGGCACUUCAAGAUGUAAGCAAAACUGAAAUCGAAAACCCAUGCAAGUUGUACGAUGUCACCUAGCAAGUGGCUGAUCUCUUGCUCGUGUGUUGACCACACGCUACUAUAAAUAUUGUUGCCAGCUCAGCGGUGUGCUGGCCUCUUGUUGGUGUUUGUUAUGUUGGUUAAAGCUUUUGCCAAUGUAUAUGUUCAAUAAACUUCCACCAGUUACUUUUUCA
Dermacentor silvarum is the source of this 2369-nucleotide messenger RNA. Its product is annotated as zinc finger protein 471. The transcript has 6 exons. Gene Ontology annotation, cellular component: nucleus. Bases 173 to 1819 code for a protein of 548 amino acids. Lineage: Eukaryota; Metazoa; Arthropoda; Arachnida; Ixodida; Ixodidae. The record is from RefSeq and is a predicted model, not a curated record.